This is a messenger RNA of Ornithodoros turicata, 8262 nucleotides long. It is a transcript of the gene SK, whose product is annotated as small conductance calcium-activated potassium channel protein 1-like. Gene Ontology annotation, cellular component: neuronal cell body; plasma membrane; neuron projection. NCBI's taxonomy places the organism in Eukaryota, Metazoa, Arthropoda, Arachnida, Ixodida, Argasidae. The record is from RefSeq and is a predicted model, not a curated record. Gene Ontology annotation, biological process: potassium ion transmembrane transport. Gene Ontology annotation, molecular function: calmodulin binding; small conductance calcium-activated potassium channel activity. The transcript is spliced from 10 exons. Bases 703 to 3033 code for a protein of 776 amino acids.
GACGAUGACGAUGUUCAUACGGAUGAGGUGAAAGUUUUCGCCCGACUUCAAACCUGGGUUUCGCUUCUAAAGGGUGAACUUGGUUUUCGAAAACGCGACUUUGCAUCGAUUUUUGUAGACUUCGGCUGAAUCGAUCUCUAAUUUCUGGGCUGCCGUGUCGUCUGCAAUGCAUGAUGACGCUCGAAUCACAGCCGGGAUGAAGUAUUUUUGCAGACGACGGCACCGAGCGUAGCUUGUGUGUGCCACCGUGAGUAAGGUGUUUUGGAGACAGAACGCCGUGGGCAUUGCAUUGCCUGAUUCCGUUCUCAGUGCAUUCUUGGCAGUGUGUGUGUGUGCCUCUGUCUUCGACCGUCAGAGACAGAAGCUUUCUUCUCGUGUCGCGCGUGUGUGUUUGGUGCUCGACGGGCGCAAGCGAACGUAUAGGAGAGCAGGGAUUUCUCCGAGGCACGUUGUCAUUUGGCUGCCGCGUACUUUGGAAUCUCACCAGGCGGCAGCGGUUGGUCCUCUUGCGAAGAUCUAUCAUCAGUUUUCCGAAGAGAGUACCCGUAUGUAGCGAGGGAUUCCAAUGCGGCAAGACCCUUUCAAAUGAUGACCUCGGAGUGUCCGGCUGGUGGGCACGCGCGCCGCGGUCUUCCCAGCUGCCCCUUGGACAUCGGCUGAAGGCGCAUGUGGCUGCGUUGGGUCAUCUUCACCUGACGCACCAUGUCACUGGUGAUGGUGACACCCGCUGCCGAAGAGAUCAUCCCACCAGGACUCCAUCCGGUCUCGAAUGACUGGCCCGCCGCGUGCUUCCCGUCGAGCAGCAAGCCGACUCUGGUGCUGGGGCGCAUGCACUCGGAGCCCGAGCGUGCUCUGCCGCUCGUCGAGUUCAAACAGCUCGAACCCCCAGCGCCGCCGAACUACCGCUCCUGUCCGGAGAUUGGACCUCAGAUUCAAGUGCACGCCCCGAGUCUUGGAGGCGUCGGGGGCGGCGGUGAGGACGAGGUUCGUCAAGCGUCCGUCUGGAGCGCCUCCGGCAGCAGCGAUGUUCCGGAAGGCGGAGUCGCAGAUGGCGCUGCGGUGGGGGCGACUUCGGGACCGGCGCCGAAGCGCCCUCACCUCUGGACGCCGCACACGCGGCUGGGACUGAGCGCGCGGCUGGAGCAUUCGUUCUUGACGCGGACGGUGUCCCGCGAGAGCGUGCGCUGCGAGGGCAGCGGCGGCGGCGGCGGUGGUGGUCCGGCGCCGCUGACGACGUCCCUACGCCAGCUGCACCGCGACAACGAGAUCGCCGAAAUCGCGGCCGACUCGAUGCGCAUCAAUGGGGCUUUGCGCCACUUCAAGCACUUGCGCAAGCCCACCUCGACGCUGUCCAUCCCAGCGGCCAUGAAGCAGCAGGCCCAACAGCAGCAGUCGAGCGACAGCGACGGCGCAGGCAUCGCGCUCGUCGGGGUGCAUGCCGAGCGUCAGGGCGACGACGGGCGACGCUUCCUGAAGGGCCAUUCGGCAGGAGGAUCUAGCACAGGUGGAGGAAGUCGCUUUCAUAAGCCCUCUGUUGGGUACCGGCUCGGUCGACGUAAGGCUCUCUUUGAGAAGCGGAAAAGGAUCAGUGACUACGCACUAGUCAUGGCACUCUUUGGCAUCAUUAUGAUGGUGGCUGAGAAUGAACUUUCAGCCGCAGAAGUCUACAAAAAAUCGUCGGUGUAUUCAAUGGCUGUGAAGACGCUGAUAUCGGUAUCUACGAUAAUGCUGCUGGGCCUUAUAGUAGCCUACCACGCUCUAGAGGUUCAGCUCUUUAUGAUCGACAACUGCGCUGAUGACUGGCGCAUAGCGAUGACUCCCAGACGAGUGGCGCAGAUCCUGGCGGAGCUAGUCGUGUGCGCUGUGCACCCCGUGCCUGGAGACCAGCACUUCACCUGGACCACCAAGCUGGCCAACCACGGCAACCGGCUACGGACCCGCAUCGUGCCGGUUGACGUGACCCUAUCGCUGCCCAUGUUCCUACGGCUCUACCUCAUCUGCAGGGUGAUGCUGCUCCACAGCAAACUCUUCACCGAUGCCUCUUCGCGUUCCAUCGGUGCCCUCAACCGUAUCAAUUUUAACACGCGCUUCGUGCUCAAGACCCUGAUGACCAUCUGUCCGGGCACGGUGCUGCUUGUGUUCAUGGUGUCGCUGUGGAUCAUUGCAUCCUGGACAUUGAGACUGUGCGAAAGGCAUCACGACGAGGAACAUGCGAACCUGCUAAACACCAUGUGGUUAACAGCGAUAACCUUCCUCUCCGUGGGCUACGGGGACAUUGUGCCCAACACUUACUGCGGCAGGGGAAUUGCCGUCACUACUGGACUAAUGGGAGCCGGUUGUACUGCUCUCGUUGUAGCUGUGAUAGCCCGGAAGCUCGAGCUCACAAGAGCUGAGAAGCACGUUCAUAAUUUUAUGAUGGACACUCAGCUUACGAAACGACUAAAAAAUGCAGCGGCGAAUGUGUUAAGAGAAACGUGGCUGAUCUACAAGAACACGAGGCUCGUGAAAAGAGUGAACCCUUCCAAAGUGAGAGCGCAUCAGCGCAAGUUCCUUCUCGCUAUAUACAGUCUCCGAAAGGUUAAAAUGGACCAAAGGAAGCUUAUGGAUAAUGCAAAUACAAUAACAGACAUGGCGAAGACCCAAAAUUCGGUGUACGAGAUGGUGUCCGACAUGAACGCCCGUCAAGAGCUGUUCGAGGAACGUCUGACCACACUGGAGGAGCGACUAGCAGCCAUCCACGAACAACUCGAUGCCCUUCCAGACACCCUGGCCCGGUGCUGCGUGCAGUUGCAGCAGCACCUACAGAAUCCGCCACCCUGUUCAAGCCUGCCUUGCCACGCGAGCCUUCCUCCUCACGGAGGACAUGUGGAACCUCCCGUAGCUCCCCACCCCCAGAGGCACACCCACCUUCACCCAGACGAUGCAGCCUCACUUACCACGCGUCCCAGCUGGUCUUCAGUGAACCUUUCGGGUGGGCGACUGGGUGUGCUCGCCCCCGCCAUGGUUGCCCGGUCGGGCUCCACUGAGAACUGACAGACUUGGCACCAUCAAAACACACGAGCAGUUCUUCGUCUUCGUGCGGGUCACUAGGCCUAGCUAGCGCCCCCAUUUGCCCAAACUCCAAGGACCUCGCGUCAACGGGGUCCCCCUCAGUGCUGCAAGGGAUGUGGCUCAGGCCUGAGCUUGAAACACUCGGCCAAAUAACGUCAAGUGUCCUAUUAUCUCGAGCUGCCUUGCAGUUUUUAUAAACUGUUUCCACACGCGUUAUACAGCAGGCCCGAUUGAAGGAUGGGGCUACGCAAACAGCACGACACGAAAGCACACUUUGACGCGUUCGUUCCAAACGAUACAGCGCGUGGUCCUGAUCUAUAGCGUCAUCCUUCAAUCGGAGGACAACCUGAGAUGCACUGCAUUGUGAGAGGAGACUUUUAUCGAGACAUCAAAACGGUAGACUGGGUAGGUUAGGUAUUCAUCAUUCUGGGAUCCGCCGGUAUGGCGUAUGGGAUCCAACUCAGAAAGCGAUACUUAUAAGCUAUUGAAAUGAUACUACGGGACCGACCAAGUGUUGGCUAUCACGGUGAGUGAGAUGCUUGGAUCCCGCAUGAAACUAUACGUGCGUUGAUGCCUCACUGAGUCCCACACAGACUGUGUAAGUGUGUAUAGGGGUUUAAGGGCGUUUUUGGGAGAUUGUGCAAACGUAUAUUUUUGAUUCUCGGGUGUUUUCGUUUGAGCAUGUAUAUUUACGGGCAGAUAAUGCACGCCUAAACAUUGGUAAGUUUGUGCCUUUCUAAUUGAGACCAAUGCGAGCUACAGUUGAACCUUCUUAUAAGAGACGCGAAUAUGAAGUGCAACUAUGGUGGAAGACAAUGGUUGUUCAAUUGGGUAUCGCUUCUUGUACUUGUUGAUAGCAUUUAGCGCAGUCGCAAUAACAAUACGUUCCUGUUACGCUGGAAGCAUUGCAGGUUAUCGUGGUAGCAAAUUAGGCCAGGAAUCUAUUUUAAUAUUCACACCUUCUCGCAAUUAUUAGGAGGAGUGAAUUCUACAUGACACUUUACAGUAACCAUAUUCUAUAACGGCACCCUCCCCGGGAGACCUUGUCUGUUGUACCGAGGUUCAACUGUAUUUCACGAAAAGCGAACACGUGAAUCAAAAAACAGGUGUACAAUACGUCAAGCUUUUAAGAAAUGGCGCUGGAAGCUUAGGGUCAUCAUUCGUUAGAUGUCUUACUGGGUAUGUAUACUCCUGCUGCACCCAGGAGAAAUGUGGACAUGGCCUUUAGAUCUCAUUUUGCACGAAUGUGCACCUCAUGCAGACCCAUCUAAUUUUGCGUCACCAAUAUACGUCUUCGAUGACACUUCAUUUGCGCCGGGAAAAUACACGCUGCUAUUUUAUUCGUCGCUUCAACGAGGCUGAGAGAAAAACAAUGACAUCUCCAUCUUUUGUCCUUUGUCGUGAUACAGUUUGGAGUACCGAGUCGUUAAAUGACCAUUCAAUAAUGAAUGCCCAGAGCCAACGGUUAUUUUCCUACAAAAUCUGAUGACAAGCACGUUGGUUAUGAAAAGGCGAGUCGACAGUUGUAUAGUUAAGUAGAAUUUACGUGCGGUCGUCGGAGCUGAAUAGAUAUAUAUGGCUGGAUUUGAAGAAGCUGAACGGAAUCUUUGUUUAUCGCCUUUAUUCGCCUCGAAUCCAGUGACCACACCAUAUCGUUACGCUUCAUCUAAUUGCAGUUUGUGACCACAUUGAUAACUCAGUUACACAGACUGUUGUGCAUACAGAGUGACAGAUCACUGCACGGCACUGGGGAACAUUGAAUUUUACUAGGGAUGGGCCAACCGAUUCCGCGAAUCCUUGAAUCCCUGAAUCCUAGGCAGGGAAUCCAGAUUCGGGAAUCCGAAUCCCAGUGCCCAAAACAGCGAAUCGAAUCUGUGGAAUCCGCCAACCACGUUUGUUUGUUUCUUUAUAAAAUUUGUCUGGAGUCUGCCGAAAGCCCGAUUGGCCGGCGGGCCCCGCGGGGCGCGCCAAAACCACAGCGUAAAGCUCCGACAUUAACAAGUUUAAAAGCAACACGGUUUUGCUUUCGAUUGUUUCUUAGUCUUAUGGAAGGAAUUCAGACUCGAGAUCUUAUGUGUUUCUCGUAGUCGAUGAACAACAUGUUAAAUAAAUUAUACACUUAGGAAGAAGUAUAUGGGCACGUUUUCUCCCGAAUGUGAAUUAUUAUUUAAUUCGUUUUUCAUUAAACAAUGAUAUCAAAUUCUGCUUCAAAACACUGUUCGAUACAAGUGAAUUUUUUUUCUGGCUUUUUAACCUUUCUUUUUCUUUAAAAAAAAAAGAAUGGAUUCGAUGAUUCGUAAGAUUCAUGGAUUCGCACAUCCUUCCUUGAAUUUGGACUCGGAAAAUUCUGGAUUCGUCCAAUCUCAAAAUUUUACUGCAAAAGGUACUGCCCUCUAUAAACGCGCACUUGUUGUGAGCCAAACUGCGAGGGGAAACAAGCUGUGACGUAGGAGGGGAGGAAAGCUGGGAUUGGCCACGCGCCCCACGCACGUGUCACGUGUGUUGACCGGGCAGUCCUUAGCAGUACUCCGGAAAAGUUAAACAGACCCCCCCCCCCCCCCCCCGGACGAUCUCUGCCAGAAUGCUCGCUUCCGCUCACAUUUUCCUGCCUAUUCCGCGCGCGAAAUCAGGUUAUAUAUUGGGUCAGUGGGGGUAAAGUAGCAUCUGUAAUGACGCCGCGAUUAAACCAAACAAUAGUAAACCGGGUUUGACAGAGCACGUUGAUAAGCUGACAAGUCUUUGCUCUUGUGAUCACGGUGGAAGGAGACCUCGAACAUUUACUGGCUUUCAAAUUGGCACAAUACGUACUAGAUUAGUUUAAGAUUUCUAACAGACUGAACGUAGAAGUAGUUGUCCCAGUUAACGCGCUCAAACAGCGUUAAGCGAAAGCUAUGCGCCACUUUUGCAUAGGUUUGCGUCAUCUCUAGAGGCAGUGAGCAAUCCAUAAGCAACACGUUAGCUCUAGACAUCAUCAAAUGCACGUGCGUCUGUUUUAAUGCGGUGUUACAGUGACUGCAUUCAACCAUCCGGUAGAUUCAGUUAAACCCAUUUUUUGUAUUACUUUAUUUUCUAAUAGCAUAGGAACGUGCAGGUUACACGCGACCUCCAGUGCUGAGGACGCCACACCAAAAUACUAUUUUUAUCUCCUUAGGAGAGGUCUUUAAAGAGUAAGUUUUUAAUACACUCUAUAGGGCAAAAGGACGUUGACAUAGAGCAACAAAUUCUUUCAGUGAACGCAUGACUGCAUGUUGAGUUAUAGAAUUCUGUUUGCAUGUGACUUCGAGCUUGGGGGGAAAUAUACAAGUUUGAUUAUUGACCUCUGUGAUUUGUGAUUGUCAGGAUCGAGUAUCACUACUAAUCCGAUCAGGUUACACUCGGCAUUGCAUCAUUUUGCUGUCUUAUCCAGAAGAGUGCCAAAAGAAAAAAAAAAGAAAAAGAUCGCAGUUGGGUUAGAUCAAUGUUCCCCUUCGGAAUAAUGCCCAUGGGAACGGAAACGAUUUCUUUCUUGCGAGAAACGAAAAAGUUCUCUAAACUGAUGAAGGCUCUGGUGCUAAGACUCGAAAAGAAAUGAACACACAGAAAGGGUAGUUGCACGCAUACUCUGCAUCUAUACAUAUAACUUUCGAAAACAACGAUCGAUCAAAAUGACGCCAAUGAAGUUUCUUUGCGACGAUGACUCGUCCGACGUUAGUAUAUGAGAAUCUCAUCACAUGUAUAGUUCUCCUGUCAAUAUAGCAUGCACAAAGCAGUACACCAGGCAAGGCACUAUACCUCACUUUGUCUAGUGUCGGGGUCGGUGAUUGUGUCCAGGUGUGCGCAUUCCACCGAUGCGUGUUUUAUCUAUCUACGAUGAUAUCUCUCUGCUACGACGUGCGCUUGUCAUCAAGCAAGCUAUAGCCGUGGACCGGGAAAACGUCGAAGAGUUUCACCGGCAGCAUUCCGGGCACCGUGUGAAUGUACGUGCGAGUGGUGUGCGUGGUGACCUUGAAAUGACCUUCGCCUGACCUUGAACGUAGUGGCCUUUCUGGGGACGACUCAAACGUUCCACCGUGUGCGGCCGUCCAAAAUUGUAAAACUUGUACACUACACUUAUCUAUAGAUGAAUUUCACAAGUAGGUAUUACCUGCAUUUUUUUACACACGCAUUUAUGUUCUGCGCAUGUUUGCGCGCAUUGCUCUGCGGUGAUUGCACCCCCAAAUCCACCUCAGUGUUUAUAAAGGAUCCCUGAUUUUGAUACAAGCUUAUCAGAGUGCUCGGGACCAGUAGUUACCCGUCUGAUCGCACGAGCUGCAUUUCCACGGAACACUCAAAUGGCAGAAAAGGCAAAAAAAAAAAAAACUGUUCACGGGGCAGAAGUUCGGCCCCAUUUUCACAGCGCACAUAUAGCAGACGACACCAUCAGCCCUGUCGUCUGCUACGGAAUACCUGGUGGCGGAGCCAACACCACCUGGAUAGAGAAGGCCUGCUUACUCGUCGGCGUGCCGUAACAACUAAGAGUCAGCCAAUCAUGAUCGUACUUUCAACGGCGGUAGCCAAUCACGAACGUGCUUUCAGCGCUCGUAGUCAUGGAGUUAAGCCACCGUCAGCCGUACGGGCAGCCACUAUCGUCUGCGAGCAGUGAGCGUUUCCGCGUACUAAAUGGGAAAUCAAAAUAAAGCCCGAAACGGUCCCAUAUUUUUUCUCAAGACUAAUUUUCUGGAAAACGUGUUAAACUUAUAGUUUACAGGUUCAAAUUUGGGAAGUUAUAGCUGCAUUCAUUUGCGAGUUCUUGAAUUCGCAGAACGGCGAAUCGCGCUAGCAGACGAAUUCUGACUUUAUGUGUCCACGCAGCGAAGGAGGGAGAGGAGGCAUUAAGCAGGCCUAUCUAGGUGGCGUUGGCUGAGCCGCAGCAUAUUCCCUAUGACUAGAAACGCGCGAAAAGACGUGACGUUGAGUGCUCGUGCUCACGUGGCAGCAGAAAGCUAUGACGUUUUGAGCAUCUUCCGCAGGAGUGUCUCGGGGAAUGUCGCUCGCGCGGAGUACACGGUAUUUGUACCCAAACAAUCUGAACAAGCAGGGCAUUAAGUUGGUUUGUUCGACGUAAAAUGUUCGAUCAGACGACAAAAAAGAAAAUUGUGUUCUAAGCGUGCAAUUUCUUGAUAAUUUGUAACCAUUAAUGAGUACAUUUUUUUGUGCAUUGGCCCGAGUAAACCUUUGGGGUCGUUCUUGUUA